Lepus europaeus (European hare) is the source of this 705-nucleotide messenger RNA. RefSeq names its product retbindin (gene RTBDN). The record is from RefSeq and is a predicted model, not a curated record. Gene Ontology annotation, molecular function: riboflavin binding; signaling receptor activity; riboflavin transmembrane transporter activity. Gene Ontology annotation, cellular component: external side of plasma membrane. The transcript is spliced from 5 exons. Bases 1 to 705 code for a protein of 234 amino acids. Lineage: Eukaryota; Metazoa; Chordata; Mammalia; Lagomorpha; Leporidae.
AUGGCCUGCAGGGGUCACUGCCGACCCAGCUGCCUGGCCCGAGCCCUGCAGCUGACCCUGGCGUGGGUCCUGCUGGGGGCCUGUGAAGGGAGACACCCACUCCGAGCUAGGUCUCCAGGACACCGUGUCUGGGCAGCUGAUCUGGCAGGGGACUCCCAGGCUUCGGUGCCCCAACCUUACCUGAGGAUCCAAGAUCCCGGCUCGCAGAGGGCCCCUUGCUGUCCGUCCGAGAUGGACACACCGCUGUCCCCAGAGGGCUGCGGGGCGCCAAGCCCUGGGUGCAGGUCCUUCCUGGGACAGCUGCAGCGCGCGCUCCGCAGUCGCUUCCAACUGCUGCUGCUUGGGGUGCGCCAGGAGCAGCCAUUCUGUGCAGAGCUCUGCCAGGCCUGGUACGCCAGCUGUGAAGGGGACAUCACCUGCGGCCCCGCUUGGCUCCCGCUCCCAGGAAAGAGGAGCUGCGACGCCACCUGCCGUAGCUACGGGCAGACCUUCGCCGACGGGGCGGACCUCUGCCGCUCGGCUCUAGGCCGCGCCCUGCCGCUGGCGGCUCCCGGCGCCCGGCACUGCCUCAACAUCUCCACGUCGGAGCUGCCGCGGCCCAUGCCCGCGCGGAGGGCGCGGGGACUUCUGUCCCGCCGCGCCCGCUCCUCCACCCUGGACGCGGCGGGCAGCGGUAGCGGCAGUGGCAGCGGCAGCGGCCCCUAG